AAAUUCUUGAGGACAAAGGUUGUUUCUAAACUGGACAACACAGCGGUCUUGGGGAAUUUCCAACCCAGAUACUCACAUAUAAGCAGACCCGGGGAUUCUUUUCUCACUCAGCCUCUCAUUACAGACAUGGCCACCUGCAUCUGUAUUGUCCAUUCUGAGCAAUGGCCGUUAAUGACCUUUGACACUGCUGAGAGUGACAAAGUGAAGAAGAUAAAUGAACAUAUCAGAUCCAAAACCAAGGUUUCUGUGCAGGACCAGGUCCUUCUGCUAGACUCCAAGAUCCUCAAGCCCCAGAGAACACUGUCGUCUUAUGGCAUUAACAAGGAAACAACCAUCCACCUCACCCUGAAGGUGGUGAAGCCCAGCGAUGAAGAGCUGCCCUUGUUUCUGGUGGAGUCAACCAAAGAAGGGCAAAGGCACCUCCUCCAAGUUCGAAGAUCUAACUCAGUGGCCCAGGUGAAAGAGAUGAUUGAGAGUGUGACCUGUGUGACCCCCAAGACUCAGAUUGUGACGUGCAAUGGGAAGAGGCUGGAAGAUGGAAAGAUCAUGGCUGACUACAACAUCAGGAGGGGCAGUUUGCUCUUUCUGACAGGGCACUGCAUUGGGGGGUGACUAUGUGGAUGGGCUGAUAAGAGCAUCAAAGCCCACCCCUUUUAGCUCUUACCAAUCACAUCCUUUGAUGAUUUAAAAAAUGUAAUGAGAAUGAAAUAAAAAUUGGAGACGAGGUGGAUACAUUAAAAAUA
Messenger RNA from Mesocricetus auratus (golden hamster), 743 nucleotides. RefSeq names its product ubiquitin D (gene Ubd). Lineage: Eukaryota; Metazoa; Chordata; Mammalia; Rodentia; Cricetidae. Gene Ontology annotation, cellular component: nucleus. Gene Ontology annotation, molecular function: proteasome binding; protein binding. The record is from RefSeq and is a predicted model, not a curated record. The transcript is spliced from 2 exons. The coding region runs from base 127 to 612 and encodes 161 amino acids. Gene Ontology annotation, biological process: positive regulation of apoptotic process; response to tumor necrosis factor; positive regulation of canonical NF-kappaB signal transduction.